This is a messenger RNA of Helobdella robusta, 699 nucleotides long. RefSeq lists its product as hypothetical. The transcript has 4 exons. The coding region runs from base 1 to 699 and encodes 232 amino acids. Lineage: Eukaryota; Metazoa; Annelida; Clitellata; Rhynchobdellida; Glossiphoniidae. The record is from RefSeq and is a predicted model, not a curated record.
AUGCUAACGAGAAAUUCUGCCGAGCAGCAAACAUCAACAAAGCCGCAUUGUAUUAAGAUUGAAAGCUUUUGUCUGAGCACACUCCAUCAAAGGAUGAAAAAACAACCGACGACAAUUCGGCAUUAUGAGACUCGCCACAAACGUUGGCUGCCUACUAAGAAGCCUCACAAACAUCAUCAGCACAAGCACAACCGCAUAGAACAUCAAACUAAGAGUAACCAAGCGGAAGAUGAAAAGAAAUACAAUAACGACGAAGACAUUGAUUAUGCAUACAAGAAUGCCAACGAUAGCGAUGAACUUUUUCUCAACAAUGAGGACGAUGAUGAACAAUAUUUGCCAUACGGACACGUGGACAGGACUGAAGGAUUGAAAGAUAACACAGUUUGCGAUUGGAUAAUUCCAGUGGGUGAAUGUGUAGGGUCAUGCCCGGUAAUGUCUCCAAGUCAAGUUCUACUUUUCAAUCACUCGUGCACUUAUCUAUUCAUCAGUUUUGAAGAUUUCAGAAUCGAGCUGAAAUUUCCUAGCGUUCUUCUUCAACUCAGUCCCAGUUUGAAUGCAUGCCAAAAUGCCUCACUAGUUGAAAUUUAUGACGGUUACGAAGCAUCGGAAAGCCUCGUAGAAAAGUUCUGCGUAGUAAAACUGGAUUCUGAUAAUGAAACUAAUGGAAACACUAUUAACUUUAUUUCAAAAGGCAGUUGA